UUCUUUUCAUUUUGUACAAUUCAUGCAUCAUAUUUGGAUUGCGUGUUAUGGUAAUAAUAAAGCGGUUACAUGUCUCCUGAAUAUGCACUAAGUGGACUCUUCUCAACGAAGUCUGAUGUAUUUAGUUUUGGAGUGAUCAUACUCGAAAUAAUUUGUGGAAAGAAAAACACAGCAUUUUAUCAGCAUGAAGAAGUCUCAAACCUUUUAGGCUAUGCAUGGAAAUUAUGGAAUGAAGGGAAUGCAAUGGAUUUAUUAGAUGACUCAAUACUAGUAGAAUGCUCUAAGGAAUGUGAAGUGUUGAAGUGCAUAAAUGUUGGGUUGUUAUGUGUUGAAGAAGAUCCAAAUCAUCGUCCUAGCAUGCCUAAUGUAUUUCUAAUGUUGACAGAUGAAAGUAUGAAUCUACCUAAACCAAAUCAACCAGCUUUUGUUACAAGAAAUCGGAUUUUCAAUGACUCUACUACUCUAGAAUCUGAUAAACUGUGCUCCAAUCAAUUGACGUUUUCAGAACAAGAAGGUCGAUAGGGAUUUGUAAUAAUACUAUAAUAAGUUGUUUGCUUUAUAA
Ipomoea nil (Japanese morning glory) is the source of this 562-nucleotide messenger RNA. RefSeq names its product cysteine-rich receptor-like protein kinase 7. The record is from RefSeq and is a predicted model, not a curated record. Gene Ontology annotation, molecular function: ATP binding; protein kinase activity. Gene Ontology annotation, biological process: protein phosphorylation. NCBI's taxonomy places the organism in Eukaryota, Viridiplantae, Streptophyta, Magnoliopsida, Solanales, Convolvulaceae. The transcript is spliced from 3 exons. Bases 70 to 522 code for a protein of 150 amino acids.